Messenger RNA from Dicrocoelium dendriticum, 666 nucleotides. Lineage: Eukaryota; Metazoa; Platyhelminthes; Trematoda; Plagiorchiida; Dicrocoeliidae. The record is from the annotation of a GenBank genome assembly.
AUGGAACCGACGGAUUAUUUAACACAGUUUGCCGCUGUGGAUACUGAUGAAGACGGUAUUAUUACACGAAGACAGCUGUUCAAGUAUGCCUUGAAUAUCCAAGAUGAUAUAUCAAUGGUUAAUACGUGGUUCAAAUUAUUUGAUGCGGAGGAUAAAGGAGCUAUUACCAUCGAAGAUGUGAGCAGAAUCCUGGGAGUGCCACCACCAAAAUAUUACAAGGAUCCAAUGCGUCGCAAAACAAAGGAUGGAUUCGUGGAUCAUUCAAAAUCUACACCAGAUCUCUAUGUUGGUAUUGAAGAAGCUAGAUUAUACGAUGAUUCAAGUCGUCGUCCAGUUAGAUGGAAAUCGCAAGAUGAGAAAUAUGAAGACGGAGAGUGGCUGAAAAGGAAAGCGCAGUUGGAGGAAAGAAACGUUAUUGAUCUCGAAGAUAUUGCGAAAGAAAUCGAAAACAUAUUGGAGAGUGGAGCGCGAAGACAUUUGCAAGAUAGCCUAAUCGCUGUCGAAAUCGCCCAAAUGCUUGAAAAACAGUGCGGACCUUGCUGGCAUGUACACGUUAGCAGGAAAACACUUGGAUGUGCGGUUUCUCAUUGUCCCGGAAAGAUGAUUCAGCUGAAAUCCCAAGGGUUGAUUGUUGCGGCUCACCAAACAGCGAAGAAUGAAUUUUAA